GCUCCUGCCUCUUGGUCUUUCUUGUGCACAGCCCCACACUGCUGACUCAGUGCCUUAUUUAGUCUCCCUCUCCACUGCUGUAGUUGGACCUUUUGCAUUCACAGCCUCUCAGCAUCUGCAUAUAUCCCCAUCAUGGCUAAAACAGCAAUAGCCUAUAAAGAAAAAAUGAAGGAGCUUUCUAUGCUCUCACUGAUCUGCUCUUGCUUCCAUUCUGAACCUCGGAACGUCAGUGCGUAUACAUAUGAUGAUAUGGAAGUCAAACAGAUCAACAAGCGCGCAUCUGGACAGGCUUUUGAGUUGAUCUUGAAGCCACCAUCUCCAGUCUCAGAAGCUCCUCGCACCUUGGCUUCUCCUAAGAAGAAGGAUGUGUCUUUAGAAGAUAUCCAAGCAAAGUUGGAAGCUGCAGAGGAGAGGCGAAAGAGUCAGGAAGCCCAAAUCCUGAAGCAACUGGCAGAAAAGAGAGAGCAUGAGAGAGAAGUUCUCCAAAAGGCCCUGGAGGAAAACAAUAACUUCAGCAAAAUGGCAGAGGAAAAACUCAUAAUGAAAAUGGAACAGAUCAAAGAAAAUCGUGAAGCUUAUUUAGCUUCCCUCAUGGAACGUCUUCAAGAAAAGGAGCGGCAUGCUGCUGAGGUCCGCAGAAACAAGGAGCUCCAGGAAGAGCUGUCUGGGUGAAAAUAUCACAUUAGUAACACCUUUGCCUAUAUAAUUAUGGAUCGUGCGAUAACAGUAUGGAAAAUGUAUGACAUCACAAAAAAAAAUGAAACCAAGACAAAAAUCUACAAGAACUCAUUACGGAAAAAAAAAUGCAGUUUCUUUGCAGAAUGAUUUGCUUGAUGUUUAACUAAAAAUAACAAUUUGGGUCUUAUUUUGUAAAUAUUUACAUUUUUGUUAAAAAAUACAAGUAUUGCAUUAUGCAAGUUAUUUCAUAAUCUUACAUGUCCUGUAACAGGCUUUUGGUGUUGUCUGUUUCCUCUAAAAUGAAUCUGCUGGUCUUUCCAAGAUACCCAUGUUUUAUGAUUGGAUUCCCUGCCAUUUUUCCUUUAAUCGAACAAAAUAAUUCCAUAAGGUAAGAGGUGGUAGGAAAGCCUACCAUUUCCUAGGUGUACCGAAUAUUUUGUAAGCUUUACAUUUUCUUAAAUUGGUCUUUAUAUCCAAGAAGUGCAAGGAUGUUAGUAGGUCAGUUGUCCAGAGAGAAGCAAAUGUAGUGUCAAUAAAACUACUUUCCUAGUUUAUCAUGAUUAGACCUUUACAGUUUUCUGCGUGUAGAUCUGAAGCUACCAAGCUGUAGUACAUGUCCAGCUGUUCUUUAACUGCAGUUCUGAUGGUCACAGAAGCUGUUGGAAAUCAGCUGGGGAAGUACAGGCUGUUUACCCCAGUUGUAUGUUACUCUACUUACUCAAUUUGGUUUAAGGCUAUUACUAAGCAAAUAACCUCCUAUAAUCUAAAUAUGCCAAAUUUCCUUAUGAUGCAAACAAAUAAAGUACCUGCAUAGGACAUAGUGAAAGAACGCUAGAGGUAGGCAGGUGUACAUUACCUGCCAUGGCUGUAGAUGUCCUUCCAAUUUGUAUAAAAUGGUUCAGUUCUUAUCUAGGAAACUACAUCAAUAAUGUUGGGGUAUGUUCUGGACUAGAUAUGAGUGUGUGAAGUUGAACACGUUCUUUUAGAAGGUGUUGCCACAAUAUAGCUCUUUAACUCUUUGGAUGUACAAUUCCCUAAAACUUUUACCAUUUUAUGAAUGCAAAAGGACAUCGGGAAUUGUCGCCCAACAACAUCUUGAUGGCUAUUCUUUCACUACCCAUAUUUCAUAUGUUGCCUCAACAUGGUAUCUUGUUCAAUUCAGGGUUCAAAGACGUAUAUUUCCUCAACAGUGCCAGGAUAUCUUUAUAAGCAAAAAAAAUGUUGUUUUGAACAAAUGCAUAGGGUCAAUUAAACAGGGUGCACGUGCCAAGUAUGACGUAAUUAAACAGCCAACACACCUAAACAUAGCUGGAGUUUUUUCAAGUUGUCCCUACCCCAUGGGAGUAUCUGCCUGCAUAUUCUAUUCUCCAUUAGUGCUAUUACCUGUAUGUCAUUGUGAGCAAGCUGUGAUUAAUAAAGAACUGGGGUUCUGUGAACUAAUAAA
Messenger RNA from Spea bombifrons (plains spadefoot toad), 2122 nucleotides. RefSeq names its product stathmin 2 (gene STMN2). Gene Ontology annotation, molecular function: tubulin binding. Gene Ontology annotation, biological process: microtubule depolymerization; regulation of microtubule polymerization or depolymerization; neuron projection development. Gene Ontology annotation, cellular component: neuron projection; cytoplasm; growth cone. NCBI's taxonomy places the organism in Eukaryota, Metazoa, Chordata, Amphibia, Anura, Pelobatidae. The record is from RefSeq and is a predicted model, not a curated record. The transcript is spliced from 5 exons. The coding region runs from base 133 to 672 and encodes 179 amino acids.